Molecule: messenger RNA, 4245 nt
Organism: Vitis vinifera (wine grape)
Lineage: Eukaryota; Viridiplantae; Streptophyta; Magnoliopsida; Vitales; Vitaceae
Product: pentatricopeptide repeat-containing protein At3g03580
Exons: 3
Coding region: 221-2890 (889 amino acids)
Biological process (GO): RNA modification
Molecular function (GO): protein binding; RNA binding; zinc ion binding
Source: RefSeq, a predicted model, not a curated record
UUUUCUAUUUUUUUAUUAUAGGUAACCGAGAACGAAGAAAGCUACCAAACAUAGCCUUAAUUUCUUGUUUCGAACUCAUUCUCAUCGAUCAUGUUUUUCUUGUCUUUCACUGGUUCGAAUUGAUUGCAGAUGUGUGCCAUCGAUUCGUGUAUAAUAAUUAACAGGCAAUAAUCUCAGAAUUUUAUAGUUUUACACAUCCACCAAAUUGUUUUCUCGUGUCAUGAAAACUCUCAGGGUUUUACAUGAAUGUUCACGACAAACCCUCUUUUCCUCGAUCUCAAGAGCUUUAGCAUCAGCAGCAACAACUACACAGCUCCACAAACUCCACUCCCUUAUCAUCACUUUGGGUCUCCACCACUCUGUCAUCUUCUCCGCUAAGCUCAUUGCCAAGUACGCUCAUUUCAGAGACCCCACUUCUUCUUUCUCUGUUUUUCGACUUGCUUCUCCUUCAAACAAUGUUUAUUUGUGGAAUUCAAUCAUAAGGGCACUAACCCAUAAUGGGCUUUUCUCCGAAGCUCUUAGUUUAUACUCUGAAACGCAGAGAAUUAGGCUUCAGCCUGAUACUUACACUUUCCCUUCUGUCAUCAAUGCCUGUGCCGGGUUAUUGGACUUUGAGAUGGCUAAGAGCAUUCAUGAUCGUGUUUUGGAUAUGGGUUUUGGUUCGGAUUUGUAUAUUGGGAACGCUUUGAUUGACAUGUAUUGUAGGUUCAAUGAUUUGGAUAAGGCGCGUAAGGUGUUUGAAGAAAUGCCUCUUAGAGAUGUUGUUUCUUGGAAUAGUCUGAUUUCGGGGUAUAAUGCAAAUGGGUAUUGGAAUGAAGCUUUGGAAAUUUAUUAUCGUUUCAGAAAUCUUGGUGUGGUGCCAGAUUCGUACACUAUGUCCAGUGUUUUACGAGCCUGUGGAGGUUUAGGUUCUGUUGAAGAGGGUGAUAUAAUUCAUGGAUUGAUAGAAAAGAUUGGGAUAAAAAAGGAUGUAAUUGUGAACAAUGGGCUCCUUUCCAUGUACUGCAAGUUUAAUGGAUUAAUAGAUGGUAGAAGGAUUUUUGAUAAGAUGGUACUUAGAGAUGCGGUUUCUUGGAACACAAUGAUUUGUGGGUAUUCUCAAGUGGGGUUGUAUGAAGAAUCUAUCAAAUUGUUUAUGGAGAUGGUGAAUCAAUUUAAACCAGACUUGUUGACCAUCACAUCCAUCCUUCAAGCUUGUGGUCAUCUAGGGGACUUAGAAUUUGGAAAAUAUGUCCAUGACUACAUGAUCACAAGUGGGUAUGAAUGUGAUACUACAGCGAGCAAUAUUCUUAUCAAUAUGUAUGCAAAGUGUGGUAAUUUAUUGGCUUCACAGGAAGUUUUUUCUGGAAUGAAAUGCAAGGAUUCUGUGUCAUGGAACUCAAUGAUCAAUGUUUAUAUUCAAAAUGGAAGUUUUGAUGAAGCAAUGAAGUUGUUUAAGAUGAUGAAGACCGAUGUGAAACCAGAUUCAGUCACUUAUGUGAUGCUCCUAUCUAUGUCCACUCAAUUAGGAGACCUACACCUGGGGAAGGAACUUCACUGUGAUCUAGCAAAAAUGGGAUUCAAUUCAAAUAUAGUUGUGAGUAACACUCUUGUGGAUAUGUAUGCCAAAUGUGGAGAAAUGGGGGAUUCACUUAAAGUAUUUGAGAAUAUGAAAGCCCGUGAUAUAAUCACAUGGAAUACUAUUAUUGCCUCAUGUGUUCAUUCUGAGGAUUGUAAUUUAGGAUUGAGAAUGAUCAGUCGAAUGAGGACUGAAGGAGUGACACCAGAUAUGGCUACGAUGUUAAGCAUCUUGCCUGUGUGUUCUUUACUUGCUGCCAAACGACAAGGGAAAGAGAUCCAUGGCUGCAUUUUCAAAUUGGGUUUGGAGUCAGAUGUUCCAGUUGGUAAUGUAUUGAUUGAAAUGUACUCCAAAUGUGGUAGUUUAAGGAAUUCAUUUCAAGUAUUCAAGCUUAUGAAGACAAAAGAUGUGGUGACAUGGACAGCGUUGAUCUCUGCAUGUGGUAUGUAUGGUGAAGGCAAGAAAGCUGUGAGAGCUUUUGGAGAGAUGGAAGCAGCUGGUAUUGUUCCUGACCAUGUUGCCUUUGUUGCUAUCAUCUUUGCAUGUAGCCAUUCUGGUUUGGUAGAAGAAGGUCUUAAUUACUUUCACCGGAUGAAGAAAGACUAUAAAAUUGAGCCUAGGAUUGAGCACUAUGCUUGUGUAGUUGAUCUUCUAUCCCGAUCUGCUCUUUUAGAUAAAGCAGAGGAUUUCAUCCUUUCCAUGCCAUUGAAGCCAGAUUCAAGUAUAUGGGGGGCUUUACUUAGUGCUUGUCGGAUGAGUGGAGACACUGAGAUUGCAGAACGUGUCUCAGAACGGAUCAUCGAAUUGAAUCCAGAUGAUACUGGGUAUUAUGUUUUAGUCUCAAAUAUUUAUGCAGCUUUAGGGAAAUGGGAUCAAGUGCGCUCAAUACGGAAAUCGAUCAAAGCUAGAGGAUUGAAAAAAGACCCUGGAUGUAGCUGGAUGGAAAUUCAAAACAAGGUCUAUGUUUUUGGCACUGGGACCAAGUUCUUUGAACAGUUUGAAGAGGUUAAUAAGUUAUUAGGCAUGCUUGCAGGCUUGAUGGCUAAGGAAGGUUAUAUUGCCAAUUUGCAAUUUGUACUGCAUGACAUUGAUGAGGAUGAGAAGAGAGACAUACUUUGUGGGCACAGUGAAAGGCUUGCCAUAGCAUUUGGGUUGUUAAAUACUAAACCAGGUACCCCUUUGCAGGUAAUGAAAAAUCUUCGGGUUUGUGAGGAUUGCCACACUGUGACCAAGUACAUAUCAAAGAUAGUGCAAAGAGAAUUAUUAGUUAGAGAUGCCAAUCGCUUUCAUGUGUUCAAGGAUGGAGCCUGUAGUUGUGGAGAUUAUUGGUAAGGGAUAUGAUAACAUCUUUGAAUGAUUGAACAAGAUUGACAAUGGAAGAAAAAGGGAGCAUUUUUUUAUGUAUCAUAUGGAUGCCCAUAUUGGGAAAGGUCAGACUGGCUUCACAUUAUGCCAUUAUUUGAUCAUGUUCGAUGUUUUGAAUCUUUUGAUACCCAGCUUUUUUAUUACAGGAGUAUUCGGAGCAUCAAAGUACAACUUACCUCUCAAGUUCCCAUAUGACACCAUAAAGUUGUUUGAAAUAUUUUAGCUGAAAUUGGGGUCCCGAGAUAGUCAGCUGUCAAAAUCCCUUUGUCAUAACCUGAAGUUUCCAAUGGUGGCAGAAGCUCAAAAUUGAGAAGUAUAAGAAACAUUGAGAUUUGGCCUAAUUGAUACUGGGGGGUUUGAUCUUAAUGGAGAAAGCAACUAAAUAAGGAAAGCAAAGAAUCAUGAACUGGUUCAUUUAGAUGCUGCUGCUGUGCAGCUGGCAUCAAGAAGGGCAUGGCAAUUGGCAAGCAUUUGGGCUUGAGGUGGCCAGUUAUCUUUAAUUAUCUGAGCAUCUGCAAAAUCUUGUAUCCAUGCAGACAACAAUGGCAACCUCUCCUCAUGCACAAUCUUCAGGCCAGCAAUGUCCUUCAAUAUGCUGAUCAAGUUAUCAAGCCAACCUAAUGCAAGAUCAACAAAUCUGAUGGUGUCCUCCUGCCACGAAUUUUUCAGGGUCUCCAUAAGUCGAAUUUUGCCUUCCUCCUGCUAUUUCCCUUGCUUGAUGAAGACACCCUGGACUGAUGUCAAACCCUACACCAAAACAAAUUCACAUGUAGCAAACUAUAAAGCCUUUCUCAAAGCUGUUUCAAGUGAGGAAAAACUUGAAAGAACAACCUUUUUGUCACCUAAUUUGGCCCAGAAGCAUGCCCUGACUUUCUGAUAGGGGUCCUUGGGCAACAGGGGAGCUUGCUUCCUUCCCUCAUCAAUGUUUUUGAGAAUGACAAGCAAUUCAUCACCAGUUUUUCCAUUGUGUACAAGCACUGGAAUCUUUUUGUAGGCAGGAUUAUAACGGAGGGCUCUUGUUGAAGAGAUUUCCAACAAUGGUUUCGUAUUCUAUGCCUUUGAUUUUGAGAGCCCAAACAAUCCUCAGAGCAAAAGGGUUUGUCCAUGUUCUGAAAAGCUUCACCUAUUCUGCCAUAAUGUUUUGACCCAGCAAAUGAAAUAGCAGCUGAGGUGUCCCUUUCAUCCAGAUUUGUGCCAUGGAAUUUUCCAAUAUUUUACUUUAAAUAUCACAUUUUCCUCAUGUUUCCUCAGAAUAUUAUCCAUUCCCUCCCUUAGUUUGUUCUCUAACUUUGGAAUAUGGAUAAAAAGCUUUCCUUUUCCCA